Messenger RNA from Engraulis encrasicolus (European anchovy), 2200 nucleotides. RefSeq names its product histone H1-like. Gene Ontology annotation, cellular component: nucleosome; nucleus. Bases 506 to 1111 code for a protein of 201 amino acids. NCBI's taxonomy places the organism in Eukaryota, Metazoa, Chordata, Actinopteri, Clupeiformes, Engraulidae. Gene Ontology annotation, biological process: negative regulation of DNA recombination; chromosome condensation; nucleosome assembly. The record is from RefSeq and is a predicted model, not a curated record. The transcript has a single exon. Gene Ontology annotation, molecular function: nucleosomal DNA binding; double-stranded DNA binding; structural constituent of chromatin.
GUGUUUUACGCAGUCCAAAACAUGCUAUUUGUAGAGUAAUACAGAAGGCGUAAGCAAGUUAUUACUCUUUCGUUAGAUAGACGACAUUGUGAAUUUGACCACAUGGGCUUCGAAGACACCGUUUGAUAUCUGGAAAACUCUUAAAAUCGCAAGUUUCCAUGACAAAACAGACACAAGUCCCCAUAACUCCACCUGUACUAUUGAAGUUGGGGGUAAGUUUAAACACCAGAAACGGACACAGAGCAACUUUGUUCAUGUUUCUGUGAACAUCGAACUGUUUACUUUAACGGAGGACUUGUUGAUGCACCCAAAAGUGGUUUCAUUCUUUACAUAUUUUGCCAUAAACCGAGAGCAGAAAACACAAGCGAUUUGCUAGUACAGUCAAAGAGUCGGAGAGCUGGCUUAGUUGAAUCUCUACGGCUCUCAUGUCGAUUUUAAGUCCUGCCCACUGGCUCAUCCAGUCACUCACUGAGAAGAGAAACUCUGUUAGAGAAACGCAACGAGAAUGGCAGACGCUGCUCCAGCCCCCGCUGCCGCACCGGCAAAGGCACCCAAGAAGAAGGCACCCAGGCCCAAGAAGACUGGACCAAGUGUCGGCGAGUUGAUUGUGAAAGCAAUCGCUGCCUCCAAGGAGAAGAAGGGAGUGUCCCUUGCCGCUCUGAAGAAGGCGCUCGCAGCUGGCGGAUACGAUGUGGAGAAGAACAAGGCACGUGUCAAAGUGGCAGUCAGAGGACUGGUCACUAAAGGCACCCUUGUCCAGACUAAAGGAGUCGGUGCGUCCGGAUCCUUCAAGUUAGCCAAGAAGGCGGCCGAGCCCAAGAAGAAGGCAGUCAAGAAGCCAGCGGCCAAAAAGCCAGCUGCCAAGAAGCCCGCCGCAGCAAAGAAGCCCAAGAAGGCAGCAGCCAAAAAGCCAGCCGCCGCCAAGAAGUCCCCGAAGAAGGCUAAGAAGCCCGCAGCCCCCAAGAAGGCUACAAAGAGCCCCAAGAAGGCAAAGAAGCCCGCGGCUCCCAAGAAGGCAGCAAAGAGCCCGAAGAAGGCUAAGGCAGCCAAGCCCAAGGCAGCUAAACCUAAAGCAGCCAAGCCCAAGAAGGCAGCCCCUAAGAAGAAGUAAAUUCAUUUUAGGCUGCUGUUUCUCAAACAAAAGGCUCUUCUAAGAGCCACCCAAUUUCCUCAUUAAUUGCACACUUUCCAAUGAAAUGCACGCAUCAGCACUGUCUCAGAGUUUGACAUGACUGAACUAGCGGUCUCCUGCCAAGCAUGAUUUGCGCCAUUUUUCACAACCAACCUCGUUCAUUGUUUGCAAAAUCACCGAGGCCCCACUCACGGCCCUGCCGCCGCUAUUGCCAUGACGAUACAAAGGCUGAACCCAGCCAAACUCUGCCAGUAAAUGGUUAGUUAUGAACAUGCACACACAUCUGUACAAGAUACAUAUGUACACAUGACAAGCUGUUUAGGAACUAAUUGCCCAUAUUUGUUGGAGGCUUUAGAAAGACGCGCAAUGGACGCCUGACUCCAGCUGUUUGUUCCUAAUGGGAUAGGCAACAAGUUGUAUAGGCCUACAGUAGAAGUGCUUACAUGUGUAAUAACAACACUAGUAGUAUGACAUUACAAAGGUUCUAUUGGUGCAUUCCCCAGGGUUGGGAGAUGGGAUGUUUCUGACCUCCUACUUGCUGAAAUGCAUUGGAACGCCUGUUGAAGCGGAAUGUUCAAGUCGCGAGCUGGGGCAAAAGCGAAGCAAACCGACUUCGCCCCAUUGACUGUCGUGAUGUCAUCACAGCAAUGGCAGCGCACGGUGUUAGGAAUAGUUUCACCAUUCUAUGGUCAAAUAAAGUUGAUUUGGACAGGUUAACGGUUGCAAAACAGCCUGUUAACUUUUCUAAGGUGUAGUUAUAUUGACAUUGUGUAUUUCAAAGAUGAAAUGCGGCUAAAUGAAAAUAACACAUGAUGUUGUUUACAUUGCUGACAUCUUUGAGAAAUGGAUAUGUAGUUUUUGUCCCUCCAUGUUUGUAGUUUGUUUGACUUGCUGGUUGGAACGCUUUCAAGUGGGAGGUAGCUGCCUUCUUGUUGCCUACUAGGAAGCUCCUACCUCUGGGGAAUGCACCAUAUGUUAUAGGGUCGCAAUUACAUAUGUAAGAGUACUUCUACUGCUACUUUAUUAAAUACACACCUCCGAGAACAGCGCACAUAACAAAGCGCACGG